AUGCCUGCCGCCUCCGCCGACUCCAAGCCCAAUUCCGCACCGAGCUCGAAGCCCUCGUCCAUCACGUCGCACGACAGCAGGAAGUCGCCCGCAUUGUCCCCUCAGGACGCCGCCGCCGCCGCCACCAUCCCCGAUGCAUCCUCCCUCGCCGCCAGCGACUCGUCGCAUGCGAGACCCCCCGAGAGGUCCUCGGUCAAGGAGCGUCUAACGCGCAUGUUCUCUACAAAGGACGCCCCCCGCCUUGCCAGCACCAACGGCGACCACGCCGGCCGUCCGCGCGGCACCUCGUUGAACGGCAGCUCCUCGCCCGUCCCGCGCAAGGACUUUGCCGAAAGGGAUGUGAGCCAGCGCUUCAUCCUCAACCCCGAUGUCCAGGGUGGCCACGAGCACUUCCUCAAGUCGAGCCGCCGGCAAGAAAAGCUUUCGGACCUGUGGCGCAGCCUGCUCGGCAAGAAGCAGGAGGCCGUCCCCGACAAUGACCUGUCCCUCGUCUCAAACUGGGUUGACUCGCUUCGCCAGGAGAAGGAAGAGGCCGGCGACAGGAGGGGCGGACCCAACGCCACGUCGACGCUGGUGGAAAAGUACGGCAAGUGCCACGAAGUCGUCGGCCGCGGUGCCUUUGGCAUUGUCCGCAUCUCUCACAAGAAGCUUGGCGGCAGCGGCGAGAAGCUCUUUGCCGUCAAGGAGUUCCGCCGCCGGCCCGAGGAGACGGAGAAGAAGUACAGCAAGCGCCUGACGGCCGAGUUUUGCAUUUCCUCGUCCCUCCGCCAUCCCAACGUCAUUCACACGCUCGACUUGCUCAAGGAUGCCAAGGGUGACUACUGUGAGGUGAUGGAGUUUUGCGCAGGCGGCGAUCUCUACACCCUUGUCCUCUCGAGCACAAAACUAGAGGUUCAGGAGGCCGACUGCCUCUUCAAGCAGAUGAUGCGCGGCGUCGAGUAUCUACACGAAAUGGGCGUCGCUCACCGCGACCUGAAACCCGAGAACCUCUUGCUCACCACCCGCGGCGCCCUCAAGAUUACUGACUUUGGCAACGGAGAAUGCUUCCGCAUGGCUUGGGAGACGGACGCCCACAUGGUCUCGGGCCUCUGCGGCUCGGCCCCGUACAUCGCCCCGGAAGAGUACACCGACAAGGAGUUUGACGCCCGGGCCGUCGAUGUGUGGGCCUGCGGCGUCAUCUACAUGGCCAUGAGGACCGGUCGCCACCUCUGGCGCGUCGCCAAAAAGGAUGAGGAUGAAUUCUAUGCUCGCUAUCUCGAGGGGCGCCGCGACGAGGAGGGCUAUGGCCCAAUCGAGUCUCUCCACCGCGCACGGUGUCGCAACGUCAUCUAUUCGGUCCUGGACCCUCACCCUACCCGCCGCCUGACGGCCGCUCAGGUCCUCAAGUCCGAAUGGGUCCGCGAGAUAAAACUAUGCAAGGCCGGCGAAGAGGGUCUCUAA
Molecule: messenger RNA, 1440 nt
Organism: Hirsutella rhossiliensis
Lineage: Eukaryota; Fungi; Ascomycota; Sordariomycetes; Hypocreales; Ophiocordycipitaceae
Product: kinase
Exons: 3
Coding region: 1-1440 (479 amino acids)
Biological process (GO): intracellular monoatomic cation homeostasis; protein phosphorylation; intracellular signal transduction
Molecular function (GO): ATP binding; protein serine/threonine kinase activity
Source: RefSeq, a predicted model, not a curated record